Caenorhabditis elegans is the source of this 2834-nucleotide messenger RNA. It is a transcript of the gene ctbp-1, whose product is annotated as C-terminal-binding protein 1. NCBI's taxonomy places the organism in Eukaryota, Metazoa, Nematoda, Chromadorea, Rhabditida, Rhabditidae. The transcript is spliced from 13 exons. The record is from RefSeq and is marked reviewed. Gene Ontology annotation, biological process: positive regulation of DNA-templated transcription. Gene Ontology annotation, molecular function: oxidoreductase activity, acting on the CH-OH group of donors, NAD or NADP as acceptor; NAD binding; transcription corepressor activity. The coding region runs from base 50 to 2233 and encodes 727 amino acids.
UGUGGCUUCAUAGGUUGUUGCUCUUGGUCGCUUCUGUGACGAACCCGCAAUGCCGACGACUUGUGGAUUUCCGAACUGCAAAUUUCGCUCUCGGUAUCGUGGUCUUGAAGACAAUCGCCAUUUCUAUCGAAUCCCAAAAAGACCGCUUAUUUUACGACAGAGGUGGCUCACCGCAAUUGGAAGAACUGAAGAGACGGUUGUUUCACAGCUUCGAAUUUGCUCGGCUCACUUUGAAGGAGGCGAGAAGAAAGAAGGAGAUAUUCCAGUUCCUGAUCCGACGGUGGAUAAGCAGAUCAAGAUUGAGCUGCCUCCAAAAGAAAGUAAGAACAGUGAUCGACGAAGGAAGCAAAACAUUCCGGCUAGAUUUCCUAGACCAGAGUCGCCGUCAGGUGACAGUCCAUCGUACUCAAAGAAGAGCCGGAGUUUUCGUGACUUCUAUCCUUCAUUAUCAUCAACUCCAUCAUUUGAUCCAGCACAAAGCCCUCAUACCCCACACCCACCAGUUCUACCAGAUCCACAACAGGCUUUAAACGAUAUUUUAAGUAUGACGAGCACAAGGAUGAACGGUCCGUCAAGUUCACGUCCACUAGUUGCACUUCUUGAUGGUCGAGAUUGUUCGGUGGAAAUGCCAAUUCUGAAAGACGUUGCAACAGUUGCCUUUUGCGAUGCCCAGUCGACUCAGGAAAUUCAUGAAAAGGUGUUAAAUGAAGCUGUGGCGGCACUCAUGUAUCACUCUAUUAAGCUGGAAAAAGAAGAUUUAGAAAAGUUCAAAGUUUUAAAAGUUGUAUUUCGUAUCGGGUACGGAAUCGACAAUAUCGAUGUAAAAGCUGCAACUGAAUUGGGUAUUGCUGUGUGCCAUGCGCCUGGUGACUAUGUGGAAGACGUCGCCGAUUCUACACUUUCUCUGAUAUUAGAUCUUUUUAGAAGAACAUAUUGGCAUGCAAAAUCUUAUAGUGAAACCAGAAAGACUAUCGGAGCUGAUCAAGUGCGCGAGAACGCAGUCGGAAGUAAGAAGGUGCGAGGAAGCGUUCUUGGAAUUUUGGGAUGCGGACGAGUCGGCACUGCAGUUGGUCUUCGAGCAAGAGCAUUCGGACUUCAUAUCAUAUUUUACGACCCAUUUGUACGAGAAGGACACGACAAGGCGUUGGGUUUUGAAAGAGUUUACACAAUGGACGAGUUCAUGAGUCGGUCGGAUUGCAUUUCUCUUCACUGUAAUCUUGGGGAUGAGACCAGAGGCAUCAUCAACGCCGAUUCGCUGCGGCAGUGCAAGUCUGGAGUAUAUAUAGUCAAUACAUCUCACGCGGGUUUGAUUAACGAGAACGAUUUGGCAGCCGCUUUGAAAAACGGCCAUGUCAAGGGAGCCGCGCUCGAUGUACACGAUAGUGUUCGCUUUGAUCCCAAUUGCUUAAAUCCACUAGUUGGUUGUCCAAAUAUUAUCAAUACACCUCAUUCAGCAUGGAUGACAGAAGCUUCUUGUAAGGAUCUCAGAAUAAACGCGGCGAAAGAGAUUCGGAAAGCUAUCAAUGGACGAUGCCCACAAGAUCUCACACAUUGCAUCAACAAAGAAGCUGUCAUGCGUAAUAGCAAUCCAAUUAACCGUAGAACUAGCUCAGCUCAUCCACUUCUCAAUAUGGGUUUUCCAACGUUGCCAAACUUUCCGCCAAUGUCCAUGAGUCCGCAUUUCCCUUAUCCAAAUCCAUUAUUAGCCAUGGGAGCUCAAAUGGGAGCUCUCAACCCUUUUAUGGGCAAUGGUGCAUUACCGUUCAACCCGGCGGCCGCCCUCUCUUCACUUGCUGCGGCGCAGGCGGCGAAUGCUCAACGGGGAUCACCUGCCAAUAGAUCGAGUAGAUCAAGUCCCAGUCCACACACCAAUAAGUCGUCAGUGAGUCCUGGAAACAAUGGUCAUGUCAAGACAGAGCCGUCUUCGCCGGCUGCAAAAAUCGAGGUAGAUAUUGCCGAAAACGACAAGCAUUCAAUGAUGACGUUUCUUCAGCGAUUAAUUGCUCCAAAUGGAGAUAGUGGUGCAUCGACGGCCGAUAGUGGAAUUGAGGGUGGAGACAAAGAAAAGGUCCAAUCUGACGGUGAUGAAAAUAUGGAAGAUAUGGAAGUGAUAGAUGCAGAAAAGCUAAAAGAAGAGCUGAAUAUCGGCCAAUUAGAAGAGCCAGAAGAAAUUAGUGUCGGGUUGAAUAACGGAAAUCGGAUCAAUAUUGAUGAGCAACCAUUGGCCACAUAAAGUUCUCAGAAAAAUAUUUUUUGUUUAAAUGUUCUCGAGGUUGUGACAACUUUUUAUAUUAAUGUGUUUUCUUUUUUCUCCCUUUAACUGUUUUUAAUCUCUCCAUUCAUCUCAGGAGUAUAAUUUUUUUUAAUUUCAAUUUUUAAACAACCCACUCGUCGAACUCCAAACAACGAACCUAGUUGAACCAAAUAGCUAUUUUUAACCCUUAAUAAUUUUUAUUUUAUGAAUUCAAUUCUAAACAGCUUUAAAAAAUAACAAUAAUAACUCAUUAAAUGUACUGGAUUGUCGAACAAAUACGAACUCGAAUUUGUAAGCCACCUUCAAUUUUUCCUGGUUAAUUUCACAUUUUUUAAAAAUAUAUUGCAUGCAAAAUUUCUGAAUUUUCUCGCGCAUUUCUAAGAUACCUCAUUUUCGUCCUCUCAGAUUAAAUCAUCAGUAUUAAAUUUUAGAAUGCGCUUUCCGGUUUCCAACAAAACCAACUUCGCACAUUUUUUUCAAACUCAACCUCUACUAGAUUCAUUUAUUCUUCUUUCGAUUUUUCCUCAUUUGAAUUUGUUUUUAAUUUUUUCACAAGUCAUAAUAAAUAUGUGAAUGGAAG